Messenger RNA from Harpegnathos saltator (Jerdon's jumping ant), 493 nucleotides. RefSeq names its product DNA polymerase epsilon subunit 4 (gene PolE4). Gene Ontology annotation, biological process: DNA-templated DNA replication. Gene Ontology annotation, cellular component: nucleus; epsilon DNA polymerase complex. Lineage: Eukaryota; Metazoa; Arthropoda; Insecta; Hymenoptera; Formicidae. The record is from RefSeq and is a predicted model, not a curated record. The transcript is spliced from 3 exons. Bases 27 to 443 code for a protein of 138 amino acids. Gene Ontology annotation, molecular function: protein heterodimerization activity.
CUAAGUUUCGAAUAAUAUACACGUGCAUGUUGCCGCCACAGCUAUUUGCGGUUAUUCCAGUUAAUAUGGAUAAUACGGAAAAUGGUGAUUUAAUUACAAGCGAAUCAAGUGAGAAUUGCAUCAACAAUGGAGAAAAUUCACAAGAAUUGCAAGAGGAAAUCGAAAAUACUUUGCAUGGCGACGAGGAACAACGAGAAAAAUUAUUACAGUUACCUCUUGGAAGAAUUAAAACAAUUAUCAAAGCAGAUCCGGAAGUUAACCUUGUUAAUCAAGAGGCUGUAUUCUUAAUAGCAAAAUCAACGGAACUUUUUAUCGACUCGCUUGUGAAGGAAGCCUAUAAAUACACUAUGCAAGCAAAAAAAAAGACUGUUCAAAAACGUGACAUAGAAACUGCAGUUAACAAAGUUGAUGCACUUGUAUUUCUGGAAGGUACAAUGGAUUAGUUAUAUUAUUAUGCAAUUAAUAUUUGUUAUAGAAUUCGAAUGAAUAUAUU